UGAUGUCAUUAGGAUGGGAAUAGUAAACUUGGAAGACAAAAAUAAAAAAAAUACAGAAGCAUAUAAAACAAUUUCAACACUUUACAAAAAACAAACUAAUCAAUUUUUUGAUGUUCCAAUCAAAUAUAAUAAAGUAAAUGCUAUGCUAGAUCAAAUCAAAAAUAUAUUAAAAAUUGACCAGGCAGAGAAAUUCAUAGAUGAUUAUAAUAAUAUGGUCAAUGUGUCAUUGGAUUUGGAAAAAAUGCUAGAGAAUUUCACUUUUUCUAAUCAUAUUGGUUCAACUGUUUAUUCACCUAUAUUUAUGAAUUUGUUCCGAAGCAAAGAAUAUUCUAUAAAACUUAAUCUAUCACAUGCUGCCAAUAAAGAACGUAGAAAUUUCAACAAUCAAAAAGAUGAUAUAAGACAUGCAUUGAUACCUGAUAUAAAAAUUAUAUAUAAAAAGAAGGAUAUGGAAAUUGUUAUAGUUGAACACCAAAAAAGGACAUGUAUAGAAGACAUUCGAAAAAAUGAAAAAGAUACAACCAAAAUAUCUAUAUUAAUGCAUGAUCAAUUAACCAAAAUAUUUAAUGACUUAAAUGAUUUAAGUAAAGGUGAUAAAAUCAAAGAUAUUGAUGUAUAUGGUGUCAUCACAUCGAAAUUAAGUGUGGAUAUAUAUUGCAUGACACUAUGUGCACCAAAAUUAUAUAUUUUCUACAGAAUAUCGAGCUUCCAUCUGCCAGAAAAUAUUGAUAAUUUUGAAUAUUUAGCUUCUAUGAGAAUUGUCGAUGAUAAUUAUUUGAGGUAUAUAGGAAUUUUAAGAAGUGAACCUACCACACCAACCCAUCAGAUCAGAUGG
This is a messenger RNA of Entrophospora candida, 835 nucleotides long. NCBI's taxonomy places the organism in Eukaryota, Fungi, Glomeromycota, Glomeromycetes, Entrophosporales, Entrophosporaceae. The record is from the annotation of a GenBank genome assembly.